AUGUCGCCGCCACCGCCGCAGCAGCUGCUGCUGCAUAUCAGUUUGCUCCCGGCAGAGAUCCUCCAUCACAUCUUUUCGGGCCUCGAGCCCCGCGACCUCGGACGUCUGCCCCGCACAUGCCGAUUCUUGCACUCCUACGUGAAGGGGAACCAGAAACUUUGCAAGGACGUCUAUCUGAAUGCUCUUGAUACACCUAAGCAGAAUGGAUUGGAUUGGGAGAGGGAACUGCACGAUUUCGUGAGACUCGGUCGCGUUUGCGCCAGUGACAGUGUCAACGAAAAGGGUAGAACACUUGAAAGUACGAGCUCCCAAUUCUCAUCCGCACCCCCUGCCCAGUCCCGCGACGAUCUCCCAUUCGUAUCCGAUGUUGUCAACAGGCUGCUACAACAUGCCUCCCCAACAGGCGAGACGCAAAACGACACAGGCACCCACGCCGUCUCCCGCAACGCCGCCGCCCUAGCCAACAUCUUCCGCGACGAACCCGCGCGGGUGGCCUUCCUCUGCCGCUCCUCCAUCUUUGACCGCGCGCGCGGCGAUAUAGCACGCUCGACGAGCACGAGCACUCGCCGUCCGCAGUCGUCAUCAUCUUCGGCAUCCUCCUUUUCCUCCUCCUCUGCCUCCGCCCCCGCCUCCGCCUCCCGCACGAACCCAAACGCCGCCGACGACCUCCACCAGCAGAGCGCAAAGCUCCACUGCCUCUACGGCCGCCCCAUCUUCAACUUUGGCCGCACGCGGUCGUCGCGGGUCUAUCCCUACGCCGCGUGCAGAGUCUACGACAUGCGGCAGUACACGACGCGGACGAAAUGGGGUCCCUUUCGGGACGACGAUUCCGGCAGGGUAGACUGGGAAAAGAUGGAGGCCAUCAUGAUCGUGCUGGGCAGCAACAUCAAGUCGCAGCGCCUUACGGCCAAAGUGUUUUCCAACCUGUGGGAGAAGCCGUUUGCGGGGUCGUGGUCGGGGAGUUAUGUCCCCUCGCCGGGCAGGGGCAUUCGGGAUUCGGAUUUGGAGGAUCCGUAUGGCGUUGCGGGGACGUGGUUAAGGGUUGUCUGUUUCAUUGAUUAUAAUGACUUUUUUCAUUAUAAUUUCCCUGUUGGGGAGGCGGUGCCGCCUGUUGAGGUGCAGCGGCCGCCGCUUGAUGUCGGGGAGGCGACGAGGAUUAUCUUGAUGAAGAUGCAUGUUGUUGAUGUGCAGCCGCCGGGGGAGGAGGACGGGAAGGAGUUGCCUGUUGUGCAUUUUCAUGGGUUGUCAAGGUCUGUUGAUGAUUCGUGGGAUGAUAAUGCGCAUUCUCAACUUCGUGCUAUCAAAGGCACGGUCCGGAUGACUAAGGAGGGCGAGGUGAGGUGGACGACGUUCUCCGUCUUCAACGGCCACGCGCGGUGGCGGAGCGAGGGGAUCCAGAUUGGUGGUGUCGGGUCGGCUCGCGGUGUCAUGGGACACUGGUUCGAUACUAUCUAUGCAUGGAGGAAGACAACGCGGAGCGAGAGGAGGGUCUAUGCUAAUCUGAGAGACCUCUACAGAGACUUCGACCCCCACGGCCCCUGCGGACCCAGCGCCUACUUCAAGGUCUCCGACCGGGCUCCGGGCCCCAAGGACGGCGACGACAAGAAGAUUGACAUUCACGAUUUCCUGCCCAUCAUGGACUUUGACGCGGAGCUGGCCAGCAACGAGGAUGAUGAUGAGGACUUUGUGGUUGGAGAGUGGGGGGAGGACGAUGAUGAUGAUGGGGACAUUGAUGACGAGGAGCUGGUGGAGGAUAUAGCAGCGUUGGCGGCGCCAGAUCUCGAGAUUAUGGAUCUCGUGUUAAAUGGGCAUCAUCUUAUAGAGCAGUGA
Colletotrichum godetiae is the source of this 1830-nucleotide messenger RNA. RefSeq names its product F-box domain-containing protein. The coding region runs from base 1 to 1830 and encodes 609 amino acids. The record is from RefSeq and is a predicted model, not a curated record. The transcript is spliced from 5 exons. Gene Ontology annotation, molecular function: protein binding. Lineage: Eukaryota; Fungi; Ascomycota; Sordariomycetes; Glomerellales; Glomerellaceae.